GUUUCAUUCGAUGAAUAGUUUUGCCCGUAGUUAUCGAAGUCAGGUCUUAAUUAGUCCACGAUGUGGCUAUCGCUUUGGGAAUAGGCUUACCAAUUUUAAUCCACACGAUACCAAAAUUCAUGGACGUCAUUUGCGUAAUUUUACAAUGGAAAGAUUUAAAUUAUCGGAGCUUUUGAUUGAAAUGAAUAAAAAUAUUGAUCUGCUAUCUCGCGCGAAAGAUUGGAAACACCUAAAGAAAAAUUUGGAGAAUACCGAAAGGGAGUUGCAGAAGCCAGAAGAUGUAUGGAAUAAUCCAUCUGUGGCGGCUAAAUUGCAAAGACAUUCUGCUAAAAUUCAGAGAGAAGUUGAAAUUUAUGAAAAGCUUACAAGAAAGGUGACGGAAGUUAAGGAGUUGAUCGAUUUGGCAAAAGAGGAAAAUGAUCAAGGUUUAUUCAAUGUGAUCUUGAAUGAUGCGCAUCCGUUAAAUCAAGAAUUGAAAAUUUUUACCUUGACUUCAUUGAUGAACGAUGAUGCAGAUCAAAAUGGAUGUAUCGUUCAAAUUACUCCUGGAGCUGGCGGUAUAGACAGCAGUGACUGGGCUGAGAUGCUAUACAAAAUGUAUGUAAGAUGGGGCACUAAAAACGGUUUUCAAGUCAAGACAUUGGAUUAUGUAAAUGAUGAGAUUGCAGGAUGCAAAUCGGCUUCUUUAAAAAUUGAUGGAGACUAUGCAUACGGUUGGACAAAAUACGAGUCUGGAAUUCAUCGUUUAGUUAGAAUUUCUCCCUUUGAUGCACAGAAUAGAAGACACACAUCAUUUGCAUCUGUCGUGAUUCUCCCGUCUGUUGAGGAUGAAAUAGAUGGUCGUGAAUCUAUUAAUAUUCGUAGUUCAGAUCUCAAAAUAGAGACAUUUCGAUCUAGUGGAGCUGGUGGACAACACGUGAACGUAACCGCAAGCGCUGUUAGAAUUACGCAUACUCCCACAAAAAUAGUUGUGCAGUGCCAGAAUGAAAGAUCGCAACACUCAAACAAAUCAACUGCAAUGGAAAUACUUCGAGCUAGGCUUUAUGAUAGGAUGAUGAGAGAAAAAAAGGCGGAGAAGCACGGAUUACAUUCAUCAUUACCAGAAAAUGCGUGGGGAUCACAAAUAAGAUCCUAUAUUUUAUAUCCUUAUCAGUUGAUCAAAGAUUCAAGAACUGGACACGAAACAUCACAAGUCGACUCUGUAUUGAACGAUGGCGAAUUAGAUGAAUUUUUAGAAGCUUCGCUGACUCACUUUAAACAAAGCACCAUCUAA
Messenger RNA from Acaulospora morrowiae, 1273 nucleotides. The record is from the annotation of a GenBank genome assembly. Lineage: Eukaryota; Fungi; Glomeromycota; Glomeromycetes; Diversisporales; Acaulosporaceae.